Dicentrarchus labrax (European seabass) is the source of this 1334-nucleotide messenger RNA. Its product is annotated as spore coat protein SP65-like. The record is from RefSeq and is a predicted model, not a curated record. The transcript is spliced from 5 exons. Bases 61 to 837 code for a protein of 258 amino acids. Lineage: Eukaryota; Metazoa; Chordata; Actinopteri; Moronidae.
CGGCACUGAGUGUAGUAUCAACAUCCAGGAAAACUAAUAUAGACUGUUUACCUGUUCAUCAUGAUGAAGCUGAUCCUUUCUCUGACUCUGAUCUGGGCGCUCUCCAGCACAGCUGGAGCACUUGUGUGUCAAACUUGCACAAAUCAGCAGUGUUCAAGCACGAUACCACUAACGUGUUCCUCAGAGACAAUGUGUAUAACAGCUUCCAUUCAAGCUACUUCAGCUGGAACCCCAGGCCAGCAAAUCUACAAGGCUUGUGCAUCGUCCUCCCUGUGUCCAGCCGCAGGCUCUCAGACAUAUUCAGCCAACUUGGGAGCUGCGAGUGCACUUGCAUCUGCGACAUGCUGCAACACAGAUAACUGCAACUCAGCUACUCUACCAUUCCCUACUACUCCAGCAGAUAACAGCCUACAGUGUAACUCUUGUGACCCCAUGACCUCUCAAUGCACCAACCUAUUACAAUGUAAGGGAUCGGAGGACCGCUGCUUUCAAGCGAGCUUGACAGCUGGGUCCACAACAUCUCCGGCCUUUGGCUGUGCAUCUGCAAACCUGUGUGCCGCUGCUGCCAGCCUGGGUAACCUACCUUUUCUGCAAAAUGUUGGUAACAUCAGCAGCGGACCUUCCUGUUGUGGGACCAGUUUGUGUAAUACUGUCACAACAACCACCGCCCCAACAACAACAACAACAACAACAACCACCGCCCCAACAACAACAACAACAACAACAACCACCGCCCCAACAACAACAACAACAACAACAACUACCAGUGACGCAGGUUGCAUCAGACUGGGUAUGAUCCAUCUGCUGCUCGGACUCCUUAUCUUUACUCUCUGGUGAGAGAAAGCAGGGACGAAGCACCUUUGAAGCUCCUCUAAGGACUCUGAAAUGAUUUCUUUAAGCCUGGUUUUAAUUUGGGUUUACUGCCCAUUGCCAUCUUUUGUUCGCAAUUACAGGGGCUAGAAAACCCAAAUAUAGGAAAAGAGGGGAUGUAGUCUGGAUGAAGCUGAGGUGGGACAAGUUAGCAGCAAAGUAAUAGACACACAACUGAACACUACUUUUUUUGUCCACUAUCAUCUGGAAAAGGAUUGUAUAUUUUAAGUAUUUGUUUAAUUGUGGUGUAUUAGUUUGUUGGCACAUAUUUCACAAUUCCAUUCUAUAAUUACAAUUUAUAUACAUCUCAUUGCAUAUUUUGUGUAUUCUCUGAUUCUCUGUAUUCUCUUAAUCUCAAAAAUAUGUUGCAGUAGUUUUACUUAAUAUGAUUGAUUUAUUCUGUACUGUAGCUAUAUAUCAUAACCUGCCUAAUAAAGCUUUUCUGGUGUAUGAAAUGACAACAA